This is a messenger RNA of Paramecium pentaurelia, 5531 nucleotides long. Lineage: Eukaryota; Ciliophora; Oligohymenophorea; Peniculida; Parameciidae. The record is from the annotation of a GenBank genome assembly.
AUGUUUAAGUAAUUGUUAGUGGCAUGGCUGCUAGUCAGCGUGUCUUUACAGUUCAAAACUUCUGCGAGAAUGCAGAUUACUCCACUAGAAUCUAUUCUCUCAAUAGACCCAUCAGGUUGGACAUGUGAAAACCCUGGAUACAAGGAAUAAUUGGGAGCAUAACAUGACAUUGAUUAAUGGAUUGAUAUAGUCAAACACAAGGAUGGAUUUGAUGGUGAUUUACAAGUUUUAGCUAUGGUGAAAGCUCUAGUUGAUAGAGUAUUAUUGACAGUUUAGCAUAUUUAAGAUGGAUCAUUUAUUUAAGUUAAAUAGUUGCAUCAUUAAAUAUCCAAGCAUUUUAAAUCAUUAUCCUAGAUAGAGUCAACAUCAAGUUGGUAUGAUAUUAAUGAUAUUUUGGGAUAUUUGGAAGUGUUGAACAAAGCAAAAAGUAAAUAACCAUAUAAAUAUUUUAGGUGAUGAAGAUAAAUUAUAACUUGCAUAAACAAUAGCCACAAAGAUUUCAGAGUUGAUUUAAUAAAUAACUGAGAUCUAAUUAUAAUUGAAUACAAUUCCAGUUGAUAUAGAUUAAUUAUAUGAUCUGGCAACAAGAGUGAAUGAAAAGACAUCUUAGUGUAAAGAUUAAUGGGCUUCAUAAUUGGAAGCUGAUGCUAAAGCCGAAGAAGAAGAGAGAAGAAAGGAAUAAGAACAAGAAGAAGCAAGAGAGAGAGCUGAACAAGAGGCUAGAGAGGCAGCAGAAGCAGCCGCUGAAGAAGAAAGAAGAAAAGAGGAGGAAGCAAGAGAAUUAGAAGAACUUAAAAAUAGAAUUGAUAUUACACCAGAAGAGGCUGAAAAAUUAGAAUAAGAAGCUGAAAAAGAAUUAGAAUUAGCAGAAGAAUUAGAAUAAGAGGCAGAAGCAGAAUUAGAUUCUGCUAAGUAGGCUGAAUAAGAGGCAGAAACAGAUGCUGAAAGAGAUGCAAGAGAGGCAUAAGAAGCUGCAGAAAAGGCAGCUGCUUCAUAAUAAGCUUUGGAAGAUGCUUAAAAUAAAGAGGAAGAAGCUUGUUUGGAUGCAGAAGAGGCUUAGAGAAGAUUGAAAGAAGCUUAAGAAGCUGCAGAAGAGGCAAGAAAAAGAGCAGAGGAAGCAGAGAGAUUAGCUGAAGAAGCUAAAAAGGCUAAAGAAUGUGAACCUGUUCCUGAACCUGAAUCAGUAGCAGAAGAAGAGGAAGAAGAGGAAGAGGAAUUUGAAUGGGAAUCAGAAGAAGAAGAUGGUUGUGGAGAUGAUGUUUUGGAAGAUUUGAUUGAUACAUUAAUUGAUGCAGCAACAGGUCCAAGUGCUUAUCAACCAAGUUGUGGAUAUCCAGGAUGUUAAGAAUAACCAAUCAUUAUUAUUGUUGAAGAUGAUGAGGAUGAACCUAAGCCAUAACCAGAACCUUAACCAGAACCUGAACCUUAACCUGAACCUGAAGAAGAAGUUGUUGUUGUUGAAGAGUAACCAGAAGAGGAAGUUGUUAUUGAACCAACACCAGAUGAUGAAAAGGUUGAAGAAUAAGAAGAAACUGUAGAAGAAAUUGUUGAAGAGAUAGUAGAAGAGAUAGUAGAAGAAAUUUUUGAAGAGAUUGUUGAGGAGUUGGUUGAAGAGGAGGAAGAUGAUGAUUUUGGUAGAUUAGAAUUCCCAGAUGAACCAGAAUUAGAAUAACUUGUUUAUACUUUAGAUGAGAAAACUGACAGUGUUGUUACAUAAGAAACUUCACCUUGGGAAAAAGAAGUUGAAGAUGGACCUGAUAGCAGAAUUAAGAAAUCAGUUGAAUAUAGUUAUGGUUUGUGGACAUAUUUUAGAUAUAAUGGAAAGGUAAAGAUUUCAGAAAAGAAAGAAGUCUUGGCAGUUGGAGGUUUAAGUGGAGAUGACACUAAUAGAUUAGUGACAACAAUAGGAGAAGGAUUCUAUAAUUUCUAAGUAUUUGAGGGAGAUGUUGUAACUGAAUUAUAAUUAGAUUAUGGAAAGUAUUUAGAUGCUGAAUGGAUUUAUGUUUAUUUCGGAUAUAAAGAAGGAAAGGCUAAUGGUUAUAUAUAUUGGGGUAGAACUUAAGUAAUUAAGACUGUUACAUUCACAGUUACAUAACCAGCUAUUGUUAGAACUAUUAAAUUCUAAUCUGGAAUUUGGAAGGGAUUCAAAGGAUUCAAUGGAAUCAUCACCAAUGUUAGAGUUGUUUUGAAUAAGAAUUCAUUUGUAGAGACAGAGGAAGAAAUGAAAACAUUGAUUGAAACUAAAUACACUGUUCCAACAGAUCCUGAUUUGGAAUAUAAGGAAGUAUAACAUUAUGAUAAAGUCGAAUAUGAUGGAUUAGCAACUGAAACUAAAUUCCAUUGGGAUUUAGAUGGAUAUAGAGAAUAUUCAGUAUCUACUUGGUUUAGAUAUGUCAGAAGAACUGAAAAAGCACAUUAAAUUAUAUUUAGAUUUACAUCAAAUGAACCAGAUUCAGGACUUGUUGCUCAUGGACUCAAAGUACUAUCUUUAUGGUAAACUGAAAACAAUGAAUAUGAAUUUUCUACAUAUACAGUAGAGGAGAAGGAUUAAUUCAGUGAUAUUGAUGAGAAAGUCACCAUAUCUUAAGAAUCACAAUAAUUAUGGACUUAUGCAUACUUUGGAUAUAAUCAUGGAGAUUUCUAAUAUUAUAUGGAAUGGCCUGAUAGCAAAGUUGAAAAAUAAUUUAAAGGUUGGCAUGUUGUAGCAAAAUAUUGGGCUUUAUAUUUAGGACAAGGAUUAAGGUAUUUCUUCCAUGGAAAGACUGCCUAUACAACUAUUAGAUUUGGAAAAGGUGCAUGGGGAUAUGCAACAAAUUUUGAUGAUUAUAAGAUUGGUAAAAUUAAAUUAUGGCCUGGUGUAUAACUUAAGACAUAUGAUCCUAAAUGGAUGAAUCACAAAACAGAAUCUGAAUAUGAUACUUUAUUACAUGAAGAACCAGAUUGGGUAACAGAUGGUGUUUAUGAAUAUGGAUUUGGUAUGUGGACUAAAUUCUUCAUCACAAAUCCUUCUAGAAUAUAUGAAAAACCAGAUCGCAUCUUGGUUGGAAGAUUAGGAUUUACAGAUUAAGAUGAAGCUGAAUUUGCAGUCUAUAUUGGAAGAGGAAAUUAUGAAUUCUGGGCUAAUUCAGGAAGACCAGUUAAUUAUGGAAAGAAUUUAGAUGGAUAUUGGAAUUAUAUUUAUUUCAGUUAUUCAAAAUUGAAAUAAAUAGCUGUUGGUUAUGUUAAUUUCAAUAAAUUAAAAUAAGUAUAAAGAACAGUCUUUGAUCCAUUUGAUGCUGAUCCUGCUAAUAAUUAUGUUAGAUUUUAUGUUGGAUUAUGGAAAACUAGUGUUUAUGGAUUUAAUGGAAGAAUAGCUCAUGCAGUUGUUAGAUUUGGUAGAGGAUCAUUUAUCAAUGAAAUAGAAGAAUAUGAGACAUGGAUUGAAUAAUAUAAGGUACCAGUUGAUGAAGAAUUAGGAACAAAAGAUUAUGAAAUUUAAGGUGCAGAUAAUAAAGAUACUGAAACAUAUGAUACUUUUGUUUAUGAAGAUGGAGCAAUUGAAACAGAAUAAUAUUCAGUUUAUGGAUGGUUCAAAUAUUAUGGAGGUUUAGAUGAUAAUGAAGCAUAAACAGUAAUCAGAUUAACUAAUAAUGAACCAGGAUUCUUGAAAGAUGCUGAUUUAUUAGGAGAUAGAACAUUAUCAGUAAUUCAAAAAGGUGGAGAUAUGGAGAUUGGAACAUAUGAUAUUGGAUUCAUUGAUACUGAUUUCAAUCUUAAUAGAAAUACUAAUAUUGCUUUAGGAGAAUAUAGAGGUAUUUGGAUGUAUAUUUGGGUUGGAUAUUCCAGAUAAGAUGAAUAUGCUGGUUGGUUCUUUGGUUUCCCAGAUAUCAGCAAAGGUGGUUUAUUAAAGAAGGUAUUGCAUUUCUCUCCAAAAUACCUUGCUGUAUAUUUCGGAAAAGAUGGAAUUAAUAAGAAUUUCGUUGGUAAAUCUAGACAUGUUCAUGCUUGUUAUGGUAGUACUUAAUGCUGGCACUAUGUUGAUAAGGUUGAAGUAGAAGUUGAUCUUCCAGCUUGGAUACCUUAUAAACUUAAUAAUUACUUUGAAUUCUAUGUUUAAAAUGAUGCUGAUGCUUUGAUUGUUGCUAAAGGUGAUGAUCCUGCUUUAGAUGUUGAAUUUACAGAGACUAAUUUCCCAGGUUCUGAUAUUGAAGCCAUUUAUGAAUAUGGUAUUGGUUUAUGGACAAGAUGGUUAAUGAAUUAUCCAUUUAUAUUAUUAGAGAAAGCUGAAUCUCAUUCAAUAUUUAGAUUCACUACUAAUGCUCAAUAUGAAGAUGCUUAAAAGAAUGGAGAUAGAACAGUAUCAGCAUUUGUUGGUAGAGGGGAGUAUAGAUUUAGUACUUAUGAUGCAGUUCUUGAUAAGAAUGAGAUUACAACAGGAACAAAAUUUGAUAAAGAAUUAGAAGGAUAUUGGAAUUUCGUUUAUUUCUGUUACAAGAGAAUUCCAACAGGACCAAAAGGUAUUGGAUAUGUUUAUCUUACUCAUCAAAAUGUUGUUAAGAGAGUUGAAAUUGAUAGUGCUAAACAUUGGUUAUUGAGAGAUUAUGCUAGACUUGUAAUAGGAAAGAAAGAAUUUGGACAUUCAGCAUUUUAGGGUAAAUUAUUUGAUCCAAGAGCAUUUUUGGGAAAGAAUAGUUACAUUGAUUCAAGUGAAGAUUUACUCAAUAUUGUUGUUCCUAAAUUUAGACCAUAUCCACCUUAUAAAGAUAAAUAAGAUAAUGAACCUGUUUAAGUGGAGAAGGCUAAAAUGACUCAAAGAGUGUUUAAAUAAUAUGAAGAGAAAUAUAGUGGAGUUUUUGAAUACAGUGUUUAUGGAUUUGCUAAAGGUAAUAAAUUAAAGAAUGUAACUGAUUGGACUUCACUUGUCAGAGUCACUCAAAAUACUCCAGAUAUAUAGGCUGAUAAUGAUAAUGCAGGCGAUAGAACACUUUCAAUCUUUAUUGAUAAAGGUGUAUGGUAUUUCAGUACUUAUGAUUAUGGAGAUAUUGAAACUAUAGAUGAUGAUAUUGGUUCAAGUAUAUAUUUAUAUAUAAAUGUUUAGUUGAUAAAAAGUUUGAUAUUGGUAAAUAUUGGGGUAAAUGGACUUAUUUCUAUUUUGGUUAUUCCUUCCAUCUGAAAUAAGCAUAUGCUUACAUUAGAUAGAUUGAUUAGACUUCUAACUCUUAUCUCUUUGAAGAAGUGUAUCAUUUUGUUCCAAACUAUUUGAGUGUGUUCUUCUCUGAAGAUGGCUAUGGAAAAUAAUUUGAUGUAAUUAUCUAUUUUAUUUCUUUAGGGUGAAGCUUUUGAUUGGUAUUUGGGUAUAGGAGAUGGAGCCUUUACUACAAAUCCAGAACCAAGAGAGUGGCCAGUUGAUCCAGCUCCUCCUCCUGAUAGGAUUUUAUCUGCUCUGUUAGCCAACUAAGGAUUCAAUUCAGGAAGAAUUGUUAAGGAUACAUAGUAAUUCUUUUUGCAAAAAAUUGAAUCAUCUAAGUUAAACCAAGAAGAACAAGAAUGAU